Messenger RNA from Dicentrarchus labrax (European seabass), 5284 nucleotides. RefSeq names its product protocadherin 12 (gene pcdh12). Gene Ontology annotation, biological process: homophilic cell-cell adhesion. The transcript is spliced from 6 exons. Bases 92 to 3625 code for a protein of 1177 amino acids. Gene Ontology annotation, cellular component: plasma membrane. The record is from RefSeq and is a predicted model, not a curated record. Gene Ontology annotation, molecular function: calcium ion binding. NCBI's taxonomy places the organism in Eukaryota, Metazoa, Chordata, Actinopteri, Moronidae.
AGCAAAACUUUCCUGAGUUGAGGAGGAUGAAGUGAGAGGCUGGGCGCCAGCAGCUAUAUGACCACUAGGUUGGACAUUACUUCACAUCAUUAUGCUGCUGGCUCUGCUUCUGCUUGUGAGUCUUUGCUCUGACGCUCGAUCCUCUGAGCCAUCAUCAAUAACUAUCCAGUACCGGGUUUGGGAGGAGCAGCCGGCAGGAACCCAGGUCGGCCGUCUGGUGGACGACCUCCGGCAGAGAGACGAAGGCGGUCCUUUGGAGGAUUUCCAGGUGGUGGAGCACGAAAAAGCUCUUCCCUUCGCUGUCAGCACUCGAGAUGGGGUCGUCUCCACCCAAGGCCGGCUGGACAGGGAGGAGCUGUGCCGUGGGUCGGACCUGUGCGAGGUGGCCUUCAGCGUCCUCUACAGGAAAAGCGGUGCUGUCAACUGCCUUCGGGUUCGUGUGGAGGUGAUGGACCAGAAUGACCACAGUCCCAGCUUCCCCAGCACGGUGCAGGAAGUUGAGAUCUCAGAGACAGCGGGCCUCAGGAUGCGAAUCCCUUUGGACCGGGCGGUGGAUCCUGAUGCAGGUCCUAAUGGCCUCCAGACCUACUCGCUGUCUGUCAACCAACACUUCGCUCUGGAUGUGACGGUUGCUCCAGGUGGGACAAAACAGGCAGAGCUGGUGGUGAUCAAAGAACUGGACCGGGAGGUUCAGGCCUCAUUUGACCUUACCUUGGUAGCAUGGGAUAAAGGGAACCCCCCCAGGUCUGGGAGCACAUUAGUCCGUGUAAAUAUUCAGGACUCAAAUGAUAACAGCCCCACAUUUGAGGACAGCACUCCCACUGUUGAGCUACCUGAGAAUACAGCCCGUGGGACAACCAUCAUCAACCUCAAGGCCACUGACCCAGACCAGGGUGCCAAUGGGGAUGUGGAGUAUUUGCUCAGUAAGCACACACAUCCAGAGGUUCAGAAGCUCUUCUUUGUGGAUCCACAAACUGGAGCUGUGAGUCUCAAAGCACCUCUGGACUACGAGGCUCAGUCUUCUUAUGAAGUAAUCAUACAAGCCCGUGAUCGCGGGCCCAAUGCAAUCCCUGCGCACUGCAAACUACAUGUCAAGCUUAAAGAUGUAAAUGAUAACGCACCGAGGAUACACAUGACCUGGACUCCACCCAACUCACCUGUGGCAACUGUGCUGGAAGGAGCAGCAGAGGACACUUUCCUUGCUCUGGUGAUGGUUUCUGAUGCAGAUUCAGGAGAAAAUGGCAAAGUGAAAGCACAAAUUCAGAAAGGAUCUGGCCCCUUCCGCCUUAAACAUAUCCAAGGUGACAAUUACAUGAUUGUUACUACUGGCAGCCUGGAUCGAGAGAGGGUAAUGGAAUAUGACAUUACGGUCAUAGCCCAGGAUUAUGGAGACCCCCCACUGUUUUGUAUUAAAAACCUACUUGUCCGUGUUCUGGAUGAGAAUGACAAUGCUCCUGUGUUCUCCACGUCCGUCUAUGAGACUUCCUUCAAAGAGAACAACAUUGCAGGCUACAAUGCCAUCAAAGUUGAAGCCCACGAUGUUGACUUGGAACUCAGCGGAAGAGUGUCCUACUUCAUACGCAACCUUGAUGAAGUUGAAAAUAACACAGGCGCUUUCUCCAUCCACCAGACCAGUGGUAUCAUAAGCGUCCAGCGUCCCCUGGACUACGAGGAAUCCAACACCUACUCUUUUAUCGUGGAGGCCGUUGACCAGGGUCAUCCACCUCUCACAAGCACGGCCACUGUGCAAAUUGACAUCCAGGAUGUGAACGACAACCACCCGAUCAUCAAGGAGCCAAAACCCAGAAAGGGUGUGGCUUCUCUAAGUGUACCUGUCAAUGCAGACAAGGGGGAGAUUGUGACCGAGUUGGGAAAUGACAUUGAAGAGGGAUCCACCACUUUGCCGAUCAAUCACUCAGUCAGAGAGGGACUGGUUGGAUUUCUUGCAUCCACCAUAAAGGCCGAAGAUCCAGACUCUGGGCUGAACGGACAACUCAGCUACCUCAUCACUGACGGGAACCCCAGUGGACUGUUCUGGUUGGAUCAGGCUACAGGCCAGCUGUUUGUUAACACCACUAACGCUACUGCGCUAAUUGGGAAAACCUUUAAUGUGGACAUUGCGGUAUCUGAUAUGGGCAGUCCAAGCCUGGCCACCAAGGCGACUCUGGAGGUAACUUUCAUCAAUCUGAAAGACCAUCUGAAGAACUCAUCACCCAGUAACCGUGGACAGCUCAGCUUCACCAUGAUGAUGGCGAUCUGCCUGGGUGCCACCUGCCUGCUGCUUCUGUUGGCCGUCGCUUUGGUGACAACAUUCUGCCGCCCAGAGAAACGAGACAACCGGGCUUACAACUGCAGACAAGCCGAAUCAACCUAUACCCGCCACCCACGGCGCCCACAGAAGAACAUCAGGAAGUCUGACAUCCAGCUAAUUCCCGUCAUCAGAGGGCGAAAGGAGGAGCCUUCUGAGGAUGAUAGUGAAGCCCAGCCACUGGCUCCAUCUCCAACCAUGUUAGAAGAUCAACAAACUGAGAGACAGUACACCUUAACGCCAUCUGCCAUGAACACAAGCUUCCAUUCCCAAGGUUACCCAGAAGUGGAUGCCACUCAACCUAUUACCAACCACUGCAGAACGCUUCGGAAACCUGGAAACAUUGAACUCGAUGGCACUUUGCCUCUGACACCCGCCACAUCAUACCAGACUCUUCGGAAAGCCAGGAACCCUUCAUCAUCGUCUUCAGUUUCACAUUCGAGUACUCUGAAGCGCCAGACUCACGCUGAAAGGAAGGAGGCAGAGCCACUGUGUUCAUCAUCCCAGGCGACUCUCAGGAGGCCGAAGACCUCAGAGGGACGAGGCGGGAACGAUGCGGAACAUCGGCAGAUGCUUCGAAACCUUGUUCGACUGUCCAUGGCUGCGUUUGGAGACUCCAUUGAGCUUUCCUCCGCUUCUCCAGAAGUGCAGCAGAUCUCCCAGCUCCUCUCUCUCCUCCGGCAGGGUCAGCUGCAGCCCAGACCCAACUUCAGGGGGAACAAAUAUUCUCAUCGCAACGGCAGAUACGGAGGCCAGGACUGUUCCGAUUGGCAGAGCACUAAAGACAGCGGACACGGUGAGAGCGAGGCUGGAGAUGUGGACUGGGAACCGGGAAGAGACUCACCAAUAGACCCACAGCUGGAGGAGGGGCUUAAUAACCUGCUCAUCAACGCCGAUGACGUUUUCGCGGAGGUCAACGAUCCGGCCUGGAUGGCCAGACUCUCUCUCCCACUCGCCACCGAUUACCACGACAACGUUUUUGUCCCCAAUGGGCCCCCGUCCCCUGAAAGCGAGGUCCUUCCCCGGGACGCCCUGGACUCUUCGUCCUUUUCCACCUUCGGUAAAACGCCGGAGAAGGACGGCCCACUGGGCGGCGCCCUCCUCUCUGAGGUCAGCACACUUUUUGAGAUGCUGAUGACGCAGAAGGCCGACGCCCACCCCGGCCCGCGCCCCGACGUCCUGUACCGACUCUCUGCGGCGUACCGGCGCUCACUGGGCCUGGACGGCAACGCCGCGACUUCGGCAGGCAACGCACCAAAGAACUCUGGGAACGCUGAGAAGAGGUCGGGCCUGGCUCCACCCUCGGGACUUUAUUAAUAAGUCCGUUUAUUGAACACUGGAAAAGACUGAGAGCUGACUGAUGCAGCUCAGACCGGGAAGUUACAGAAAAUGUUUCAUAAGUUUCUGUGUUUGAGGAGUUUGUUGGGAUUUUAGAGGCAUUACGUGAUAAAAUACUUCGAUAUGAUUUAAAUGUUAGUAAUGCCACGAUGAAUCGCUUUUUGUUUUGAAUCAGAAGUUAAAUAGAAAGGUUGUGCCACUUUCAACACUGUGCCAAUAAGAAGACUGAAGGUCUGGAGAUGUUCAGAUAUUCCCAAAUGCACAUUAGCUCUCAGUUCAUUUAAAGUUUCCAAAGAGCGUUAUCAGCAGACACAACUGGACAGACCUACAACCGGUCAGAGCAACGCAACUUGACUCACAACCAACAGCAACGAGUGUGACGUAGCGCUGAGCGACACAUGCAUGCUGGGGUGGUGCUUGGUCCGUUUGGACUGUCCUUCAGAGGCUGUAGCGGGCUCUGAUUUAAAGCUACGGGUAUCAUAGAAAACUAGAUGACCUAACGCAUCCAUUGGUACCAGCCGGGUCAUGCUAGCAUGUUGGGAAGGGGUCAAAAUCACGCUCCAAAGUUAGGCAACAUUUUGGCGAUGGAAAAACUGACAAUAAGUCCUCUUCUCAGUGUUAAACACAGUUGGUGCGUCUCGUCUGUUCGUGUCUUUCCUUGACUUUACGGUUUGUUGCUGCCUCUAAUUUUAAUUUCAUGGACAGAAUUAACAGAAUGUGGAUCACUGAGUCGUUCUCGUGUGAAUUCAGGGAGUAGCUGUCAUCGUCCUCAGAGCAAUUUAUGAAUUCAGACGUGUUGAAAAUGACAGAUCCUGUUAAAAUGGUGCUACAGGACUUAUUGCCAUUAGUAAAUCAGGAAGCAUCACUUCGGUUCAAUCCGGGUUUGAUUAAAAGGAAAUGGAAGGAAUGGAGAAGUGUGGUGGAAGGAUGAGAAAGACAGAGGAGACUGUAAGAGAAACUGGAAGGAAGGCUGAGACAGAUUUAGAAUCAGAAAAGACAACUCAGGUGGAGGAAAAGCAGACAACGGUGUGAGGGAAAACAGGAAGUGAAGGCAGGGUCUUCAAAUCGCUGUAGUAACUAACAUUAAUGGUGAAUCUAAAAGUUGAAAAUGUGUCUGGUUUCCUUGUUGUCUCUCAGCUGGAGGAGUGAAACUCACAUAGAGCAGGAACAGAGGCCAUCCUGUCAGGGCGUAAUAAACGUGGCUGUGGCUAUUUGGCCUGCAGAAAGCAAGCCGGCGACUAGAAGGAAAUGUCGCUUUGUCUUCAAGACUAAACAGAAACCAGAAAGUGUUUAUUGACAGUGGAGCAGCUCAGUCUGAACCUCCCCUGUUCACCCCCUCUGAAAGCUACUGCUUUAGGAUCACUGUUGCUUUUUCAGGUGGAUUUUGGAAUGUGAACGUUUGAAUUAUAUACAUCAAUAACUCUCCAGUUGUCUCUUAAGUUAUUGGUUUAACUUCCAUCCAAAGUUGUCUUAUUUGUAGGGUUUUUUUUCUCACUGUAUUUUGCAAACCAAAUGAACAGCACUUUGUACAUAGUCUUUUUGUAAAACUUUUUGUAUCAAGGAAAUGUUUGUGGAACAUUUUCAUUGUUCAAAGUUGGUUUUGUAACUUUUUAAAAAAAUAAAAGUUGUAUCAUUCAA